AUAAUAGGAGUAUCCUUGAGGAAUGGUCUAAGAAAUGAGGUAAUAAAGAAAGGUUUAGGGAUAGAUGAGUUGUCAGAUGCAAUUAGAGGUAUUAGACUGAGAUGGUUCGGUCAUGUGGAGAGGAAAGCAAAUGAGUACUGGGUAAAGAAAUUUAGAACUAUUAUAACUAGCGAUUUAAGGAAAAGUGGCAGA
This is a messenger RNA of Helobdella robusta, 192 nucleotides long. RefSeq lists its product as hypothetical. Lineage: Eukaryota; Metazoa; Annelida; Clitellata; Rhynchobdellida; Glossiphoniidae. The annotation marks the transcript as partial. The record is from RefSeq and is a predicted model, not a curated record. The transcript has a single exon.